AUGGGGAGCUAUACCUUUCGCUGGGAACACCCAGCUGAGGAAGUCUACGUCACCGGCACCUUCGACGACUGGAGCAAAACCGUCCAGCUCGACAAGAAGGACACCAUCUUCGAGAAGACCGUCAACCUCAAGCCGACCACCGAGAAGAUCUUGUACAAGUUUGUCGCAGACGGCGACUGGAAACACGAUCACACCGGCAAGAUCGAGACCGACGACAAGGGCAACGUGAACAACGUGCUGUACCCCGACGACAUCAAACCACCCCUCUCCAUGGCACAGCAGACAAUCUCUGGCGUUGCGCCUGGCGCGACCACAACUGAAUUGGCAGGUGAGCAGCCCCUUCAGAAGGAGAACGCUCCUCCAGGCGCUUUUCCCGAGACUCCAGCGGUGGAUUCGAAAGAGAGCGAGGAAACCGGCGGCUUUGCUGGCGCGGCAGCAGGCGCGGCGGCAGGCGUUGCGGCAGGUGCUUCCGCCGUCGCUGCAUCGGCCGCAGCAGCGCUUGGUCUGUCGAAAGAGAAGCAGCCACAAGAAGAGCAGACCUUCUCCGUAAACCCCAUCCCAGCCUCGGAAGGCGCAGGCAACCCAGUCAACCUUCAACCGGGCGAGAAGGUCCCCCAUCCGUCCACCAUCAAUGCCAACACCGUAUCAUCCAGCGUCCACGACGAUCCAUCGUUAAAGAGCAGCGAACAGACACUUGGCGUGGCACCUCUCCCUGCGACAGGCGGCAUCGGUAAUCCAGUACAUCUGCAGCCCGGUGAGAAGGUCCCAGACUCGAGCACCCUCACUACAAACACCAUCAACAGCAACGUCAAGCUCGACCAGGCAUCCUACGAGAAGAGCGACUCUGGUGCUCCACAACUGCCCCCAGUGUUGACUCCAACCAGCGAAGCAGAGGCGGCUGGCACUACUGCCAUGUUCGGUGGACUCGGCCCUCAGACUUCCAGCGUCAUUCCAGAAUCCGGCGGGAUGGGUAUCGGCAAGAACGCUCCACCACCAAUCGAGUCUCAGGACACUGGACCAGCUAUGUCCUCGGUCGCACCGACCAGCACAACUAACCAGCUUGCAGGCUUGCAGCCAAAGGAGCCACGAGGUAUUCCUGAGGUGGUUUCUGAGAGCCAGCAGGAGGCGCAUGUCGGCCCUGAGGCUGCUGGUAACCCUGUUGCUGUUCAGGAGAAAAAGGAGGUGGAGAGUGAGCUCAAGGCCAAGGUGCCAGAAGAGAACGCCGGAAGCGAGAACACUGGUGGAAUUACAGGCGCUGUCGCUGGAGGCGUCGCAGCUGCUGGUGCUGCAGUGGCGGGCGGCGUGGCUGUCGCCCGGCAGAAGGCUGAAGAGCAGACGGGCAAGGAUCCAGUCUCGGUACUCCCAGAAUCGGUGCAGAACAGCAUCAACAACAACACUACCACGAAUGGAGAUGCGGCCCGGGAGACCGCCAGCGCCGUACCAACUGAAGUGAAGGAAUCCCAGAAAGACGCUCACGUCGACCCAGAGGCAGCUGCAAACCCAGAGGCCGUCAACGAGAAGAGCCAGGUGGAGCAAGAGCUGCUGAACAAGGUCCCAGAGUCACAGGAAGCUGGCCAACCUGCCCCGACCAUCGCCGCUGCUACUUCUGCGACCGCUCCUGCAGGUGCACCUACUGCAUCUGGCGCACCUCAGCUUGCCGAUCCCGUUGGUGCUGGCCUCGCCCCCAUCAGCAUGGACGACAAGGGGUUGAACGCAUCAGCUGCCACGCCAGCCACGGUCCCUGGCCAGGCACCAAAGGUGGAAGAUAGCCGCGAUGUCAGCCCAAUGUCAAAGCCCACCACCCAGACGCAGCCUGUGGUCACGACUGGCGCUGCCGAGAGUACCGCUCCAACCACAUCCAAACCCGUUGGCACUCCACGCGACAAGAACACGUCUGCGAGCACGCCACAGAAGCGCAACUCCAUCAUCGACCGACUCAAGGGCACGCCAGAGUCGUCCAAGACCACAGGUAGUGAGGGCAAGAAGAAGGGAUUCUUCAGCAAGAUCAAGGAGAAGCUCAAGCAGUAUCGGCGAAGCAAGAAAACCGGGUCGAGCUGUUUUGGCAGGCACAGUGAUGAGAGUGGGGUUGUGAUUGUUACUGAGUCUGGCGAUGAAGUUGUGGGUGAAAGGCACGACGGCACUCUCGGUGUCGACGACCCGAAGCUAUGCGAUGAAAGUGAUGAUUCGAUCACAACGGUCAGCGUAGUCGCGGACAGUCCACCUCGACUGUCUCUGGACUUCGCCGACGACGACAGCGCGCGCUGGGACGGCAAGACCGAGUGGCCAUCACUGCUCAAUCUCGUCGCCGUGGUGUCGACCUGA
Molecule: messenger RNA, 2322 nt
Organism: Zasmidium cellare ATCC 36951
Lineage: Eukaryota; Fungi; Ascomycota; Dothideomycetes; Mycosphaerellales; Mycosphaerellaceae
Product: carbohydrate-binding module family 48 protein
Exons: 4
Coding region: 1-2322 (773 amino acids)
Biological process (GO): signal transduction
Cellular component (GO): cytoplasm; nucleus; nucleotide-activated protein kinase complex
Molecular function (GO): protein kinase binding
Source: RefSeq, a predicted model, not a curated record